Soboliphyme baturini is the source of this 258-nucleotide messenger RNA. Lineage: Eukaryota; Metazoa; Nematoda; Enoplea; Dioctophymatida; Soboliphymatidae. The record is from the annotation of a GenBank genome assembly.
AUGUUUCAUGUGCUGCUGCUGCUGCUGCUAGCAUUUUAUCACACGUUCAUUGACGCAGUCUCUUCGAACGACGAUCUGCUACCGUAUCACGUAUUCACAAUGGAAGUGAACAAGACAUCAAACACAUUCAAAGCUCGUUGUUAUUAUGGAGACACCUACAUGACUCUCUUGCAUCUCGCCCUAAAGAAUCAAAGAAUUCGCACCACUGUCGACUACGAUCAAAUGACUCCCAACCCGGUUGAAAUUGAACGCGUGUAA